Molecule: messenger RNA, 5772 nt
Organism: Rotaria sp. Silwood2
Lineage: Eukaryota; Metazoa; Rotifera; Eurotatoria; Philodinida; Philodinidae
Source: the annotation of a GenBank genome assembly
AUGUAUGACAGAAAUAAUGGCACAUCAUCGAAUCAUUGUCGUAUAUUUGAUACUGGCAAAAGUUUAUUAAAUUUUGAUUGUCAUUCCAUAGCACUUAAUGAUCAAGAAACACAUCUGUUACUUGUUGGUCAUCAUGAACUCGCAUUUAUUAAUUUCGAAACGUUAAUUUCACAAAUGGAUAAUGGAAUCGGUGGUGAUAUGAAUGUAUUUAUACCAUCUUCAUCUGAUAUUAAAUUUGUACCAUUAUUUGAUAUGUAUAAUGUUAAUCGACCAAUUGUUGAAUGGAAUCGUGUGGAUACUAAUCAAUAUGCGGUAGCUAUCGAUCGUCUUGUUCGUCUUUAUACAGUUGAUCAUACACAUAUUAAUGAAACAAACGCUUUCAUUGAUUCGCAACAUCAGCGUCCUAUUUCAACAAUAACUUAUGCGCCUCAUGAUCCAUAUUGGCUAUUAACAGGUUCACUUGAUGGUCAAAUUCAAGUAUGGGAUACUCGACAUUGUUCAUCUAAAAGUCCAGCUAGUCUAAAAUUUACAGUAUCAACACCAUUUAGUAUUCGUCGUAUUCAAUGGUCAUCAGUAAAAUCUGAUAAUGUAAAUCACUUAGCUGUUCAAUGUGAUCGAUGCAUACGAAUAUAUGAUAUACGUCGACCAGAAUCAUAUUUAUUAUCAUCAACUGAUUUAGAACAUACACAACGUAUAAUUAGUAUGGAUUGGACAAAACAUAAUUUUUCAAUUGUUACACUUUCUAUGGAUAAUUCUAUAAAAAUAUAUUCAACUAAUGGUCAAAUUCUUGCCGAAUCAUUACCCAACGAACAGUCUUCUUGUUCAUUUAGUAAAAUUCGAACAGCUAUUUAUGAUAAUCUAUUUGUUUGUGCAUCUCGUGAUUCUAUAUCAUCAACAUAUGGUUUUCUUGGAUGGCGUUGGGAUGGCGAUCAAUAUUUACAACCAUUAACUAAUCGUAUAUUAUCAACAACGUCAUCACCAAUAGUUGAUUUUUGUUCUGUUACAAAUCCUCGAUUUUUUAAUUUAUUUAAUAAUUCUUCAUCGUCCCAUAUAAAUGAUGAUUCAACAAAUCGUUUUCUUUUACUUGCUUGGUGUCGUGAUGGAAAUUUAUGUUUAGUUGAUAUGGAUUCAACGUUUCGACAAUCAUGGUUAAAUCAACAUGCACGAAACAAAACGUUUCAUUUAUCUGAAUCAUCAAGUUCAAUAAAUAUCUCUCGAUCAUCAACACAUCCACCGCGACAACAAGCAAUAUCUCGAAGUAGUUACGCAGUAAUGCCAAUGGAUGCUAUUAAAAGUGAAACAACAGAUAGCGGAGAAACUAUUGAUGAAGACUAUGAUAAUGCUUUUCAAGAAAUGCCAUCAUCACCGCCUAAUACACUAGAGUCUUCCGAAACCAGCGAUGAAAAUGAAAAUCCCAUGAUUCCCGAUCGAAGUAAUAAUACAAUAACAGAAGUAUCAGUUAAAAAUGAAUUGAAUUCUCUCAAUGAUCAUUAUGGUCCAUACAUAAGUGUUGAAACAAAAGAUGAGCAACGUCGCAUGUGUACACUUCGUUGUAUUUAUUCUUCAGAUAAUAAUUUAUCAUUUCGUAUAUGUCUUAUUUUUUCUCGUCAUUAUCCAAUAAUAUCACAAUUAUUUGUUCGUUUUAAAUUAUCAAUAAUAAAUAAUGAUGAACGUUUAAAAAUAUUUCAAUCUCGUAUACACAUGAUGUUUGAUGAAACGUGUUAUAAUUGUUUUUAUCUUGGACAAUUAUGUUUACACAAAUGUUUAGUAAAAUUACAAUAUUUAUUUGAUAAGAAUUAUAAACAAGAAAAAUUACUGUCAACAAUACCAUCAACAACAAAUACAUCAAAUAAAAAACGUAAAAAUUCAUCAACAACUUUUGAUAUUGAUUCAAUAAAUGAUUUUACAAAUGGUAAUCUUAAUAAUCCAAGUACAAAUAAUGAUAAUAAUCCGAAUCGAAUGUUUAUGACAUCAUUAUCAUCAACACAUACAAAUGAUAGUCAAAUGUCAAAUGUAUCAUAUGGCAAUUUUCAUCCUCGUACAUGUGGUGCUCAUUUUUCUGGUAGUUCACAUUUAAUAUGUUUUGGUCGAACAGGCAACAAUCAACAAUUAAAUUCAGCACCAGCUGUAACUGCAUUAAAUGAUGGAACAAUGAAUCGACCACAAUCAUUACCUUUACGUUCAACAAGUUUAACAGUAACGAAAACCCGUGAAAAUUCAAGUACUGAUGAACAAUCAAGUUAUCGAGCGACAGCAACAAAUACAGUACAAAUACUAAAUAUGCGGAAUAAUCAAAUAUUACCAAUGUUUUCGGCACCUGUUCGUUCAUCAUUCGUUACGAAUAUUUUGAGUGAUCAUCAACGUAUACCAACUGCAUAUCGUCGUUCACUUGGUCAAAUAAUUUCUCCACAAUCAACAGUAUCAAUUUAUGAUGUUUCUAUAUUAUUACCUGUUAGUAAAAAAUUAGCUGAUGAUUAUAAAAUUGAUUUAAAAAAUUCAGUUGAAAUGUGUCAAAUGAAUCAACAGGUAGCACGAGAAUUGGGUAAAAAUGAUUUAUCACAUUGUUGGCGUUUACUUGGUGGUUUAUUAUCAUUACAACCGAGUUUAAAAAACGAUGAUUCUUGGUUUCAAAUGCCAAUAGCUCAAGGUUUAAUAAAACAUUUAGUUUCUAAUUAUGUUAUGAAUGGCGAUAUACAAUCAGCAAGUAUGUUUCUCUUAACAAUGUCUCAAACAUCAUAUUUGAAAACAAGAAUUCAAACAAGAUUAGUUAACGAACAUGACUAUGAUCCAAUUUUAUAUGCUUAUGCAUGUUUAUUACAUCGAUGGAGACAUUUUUAUAAACGAACACAAAUCUUAUCCCAAAUCGAUCAUAACUGUCAAUCACCAGCACCAUUUAAUCAUACAACAACACCAACACCAAUCAUAUGUUCAAUUUGUUUACAACCGGUUUUAGGUCAACAUUUUGUAUGUUCAAUAUGUGAUCAUGGUGGACAUUUAACACAUAUGCAUGAUUGGUUUUCAUCCGACGGACUUAAACAUAGGUAUUGUCCAGAAAAAGAUUGUACAUGUCGAUGUAUUAUAAAACAACAAGAAUUAUUAGCAAUGAAUACAGCUCAAUUACAACAACAACAGCAGCAACAACAACAACAACAACAACAACAACAGCAACAGCAGCAACAACAACAAGCACCCAUAAUAACAUCAAGAUCUUAUUUAGUUCGUCAAGCAUCCAUAAACGAACAACAUGAUAAAUGGACAUUUAUUAAAACAAAAGAAUUAACACCAAUUAUUUGUGCUAUUGAAAAUAAUCAUUUGCCUAUUGUUAAAUAUCUUUGUGAGCAAGGUGCAAAUAUUUAUCAACUUCAACCUUUGAAAGUAGCAUGUCAAUAUAAACAUAUUAAAAUAAUUGAUUAUUUAUUAAAUGUUUUAAUUGUAAAAUGUCAGUCGAUAUUAUCAAAAAGUUCGAGUCCAUCAUCUCCAUUAUCACUUUGGUAUGAAAAAGCAGCUUCACAAUGGCUUGAAGCAUUGCCAAUUGGAAAUGGUUUUAUGGGUGCAAUGAUCUAUGGUGGAUAUCCUCGUGAAACAAUUCAAUUGAAUAGUGAUACUUUAUGGGCUGGUUCUCCACAUAAUUAUUCAAAUCCAGAUGCUUUCAAUUAUCUUCAAGAAAUUCGACAAUUAAUUGAAAAUAAUCAAUGGAAUGAAGCUCAAAAAAUUUUAACAGAAAAUUUUUUUGGAAAACCAAUUGAUCAAGCAUCUUAUCAACCUGUUGGAAAUUUAUUUAUUGAUUUUUUUCCAGAAUCACCAUCCAACUCUAUUGAUCAAUAUCAAAGAGAAUUAAAUUUAGAAAAAGCAAUUACGUCAACGAGUUAUUCAACUGAUUAUCCCAUUAAUUAUCAACGAACUUGUUUUGCAUCUUAUCCAGAUAAUUGUAUUGUUUAUAAUAUUCAAUCAUCGUCAUCAAAUUCUAUAAAUUGUGUUAUAUCAUUUUCAAGUCCUCAAAAAACAAAUGUAUCUGUUGAUGAGACUAAUACACUUAUAGUAGAUGGUAUAGGUGGUGAUCAUGAAACAAUACCUGGAACAAUUCGUUUUCGUUUAUUAAUAAAUGUUGAAUUAGAUGGAGAAUGUUAUGCAUUAAAUGAUCGUUUAAUUAUAUUUGCAUCAAGUUUUUUAACUAUUCGAAUUGUUAUUGCUACAAGUUAUAUUAAUUAUUCAAAUGUAAAUGGUGAUGAAGUAAAAUUAUCUAAAAAUAAUUUAAAUAAUUGUUUAUUAUAUAAUUAUGAACAAUUAAUGGAACGUCAUUUAAAUGAUUAUCAAUUAUUAUUUAAUCGUGUUCAAUUGAAUCUUGGUGAAAGUGAAGCAAUGUUACAACCAACUGAUCGUCGAAUUGAAUUAUUUUUUCAAAAUCCAAAUCUUGAUCCACAAUUAAUGACAUUAUAUUUUCAAUUUGGUCGAUAUUUAUUAAUAUCAUCAAGUCGUCCAGGUAGUCAAGCAGCAACAUUACAAGGUGUAUGGAAUGAUUCAAUGAAACCACCAUGGGGAUCAAAAUAUACAAUUAAUAUUAAUAUUGAAAUGAAUUAUUGGAUAGCUGGACCAGCAAAUUUACUUGAAUGUUAUCAACCUUUAUUUGAUCUUAUUCAAGAUAUAUCACAAACAGGACAAUCAACAGCUAAAUUACAUUAUGGAACGAUACGAGAAGGAAGUUGGGUAUGUCAUCAUAAUACUGAUAUAUGGCGAGGUACAGCGCCUGUUGAUGAUGCCGUUUGGGGUACAUGGCCAACAGGUGGAAUAUGGCUUUGUAAAAGUAUUUGGGAUCAUUAUUUAUUUACAAAUGAUAAAACAAAUCUUCUUCGUUAUUAUCCAAUACUUCGUUCAGCGGCACAAUUUUUUUUAGAAACGCUUAUUAAAUCAUCAAAUUAUUUAUUAACAAGUCCAUCAAUGUCGCCUGAAGUUCCACAUCAUGUUCAAUUAAAUGCUGUUGUAUGUCAAGGACCAACAUUAGAUAUUCUUUUAAUAAAAGAUUUAUUUAAUUCAGUCAUUGAAACAUCUCGUUUAUUUAAUAUCGAUUUAUCAUUUCGAGAAGAAGUUCAACAAGCAUUUAAUCAAUUACCACCUCUUCAAAUUGGACAAUUAGGUCAAUUGCAAGAAUGGUUUCAAGAUUGGGAUCAAUUAGCUGAUAUUCAUAAUAGACAUAUGUCUCAUUUAUAUAGUAUUUUUCCGGGAAAUUCCAUAACAAUUGAAGCAUCACCAUUUCGAGAUGCAGCACUUCGUUCAUUAGCCCUCCGAGGUAUAUUUAUUCCAUCAACAGGAUGGUCAUUAGCAUGGAAAUCAAAUAUUUGGGCUCGUCUUCAUCAAGGUUCAAAUGCAUUUCAACUUCUUUGUAUGAUUUUAACACCAUUACAUACAGCAGCAAAUUUAUUUGAUUUAAUUGAUGGUCCACCUUUUCAAAUAGACGCUAACUUUGGCGCAACAUCAGCUAUUUGUGAAAUUCUUCUUCAAAGUCAAAAUAAUUGUAUAGAACUUUUACCAGCAUUACCCGUUGAUAAUUGGCCACAAGGUUUUGUUUGUGGUUUAAGAGCACGAGGAAAUUAUGAAGUUGAUAUUUGGUGGACAGAUAAAAUAUUAUAUCGAGCAGAAAUUAUUUCUUUAUCAGAUAAUCAUAUGUGUAAAGUUAUUUAUCAAAAUAAAAGUUUGAUUUUGGAAAAUUUAUUGUCUGGAUAUACAUAUCACAUUAAUUCAUCAUUGGAAUUGACUCAUCAAUCAAAAAAUACAUAA